Molecule: messenger RNA, 852 nt
Organism: Heterostelium album PN500
Lineage: Eukaryota; Evosea; Eumycetozoa; Acytosteliales; Acytosteliaceae
Product: glutathione S-transferase family protein
Exons: 3
Coding region: 1-852 (283 amino acids)
Source: RefSeq, a predicted model, not a curated record
AUGGAAUCUAUUAUUCAAACAAUAGUAAACAAUAAAGUACAAGUAUUGACUUCCACAAUUGUAGUACUUGCUGGUGCCAAACUUUUAAGUUCAUUCUUCAAAAAAGAACCUGUUUACGAAAGAGAUAUUGUCUAUAUUUAUGACUUCCCACAGUCAUCGAUGCCAGUGAUUCAUUCUUCACCUUUCGUAUUGAAAGUAAUCACUUUCAUGAGAUAUGCUAAUAUUCCAUACAAAGUAAUCAAUUCAAUGGAGAAUGGACCAAGAGCUAAGAAACCAUUCAUCAGAUACAAUGGAGAGUUGGUUUCAGAUUCACAGAAUAUCAUUGAAUUCCUCACAGAGAAGUUCAAUGUUACAUCGUUGAAGCUGAAGGAUGAGCAACAAGAAGCAGAGGCACAUUUAUUGAGACGUUACAUAGACGAUGCUUUCUAUUGGAGCUUGGUUUACUCUCGUUGGUGUGAUCCAGUGUUCUCACCGGUUGCCGUUAGAGGUAUGUUGGCCGGUGUACCACCGAUGUUGUUCGGUAUCAUUUCGAGAAUUGCCAAGUCAGCCGUCGGCAAACAGUUGUACAAUGCCGGAAUUGGACGUUGCCCACGCGAGGAAAUCUACAGUGUCGCCGUCAAGGAUGUCAAUAGCAUUGCCAAACGUCUUGGUGACAGCCAGUUCCUCUUCAACGACAAACUCUCGGUUGUGGACAUCUCUUUAUUCUCAAUGUUGGUGCAACUCUACUAUGCAAUCGAACCGACACCAAUCUCCAAAGCAAUCAAAUCCAACAAGAACUUGGUUGACUAUAUCGAAAGAAUUCAAAACAUUUUCAAGCCAUGCGAUUUCGUAUGCUCGAGCAGAUCUGCUUAA